Molecule: messenger RNA, 2050 nt
Organism: Scaptodrosophila lebanonensis
Lineage: Eukaryota; Metazoa; Arthropoda; Insecta; Diptera; Drosophilidae
Product: sodium- and chloride-dependent glycine transporter 1-like
Exons: 10
Coding region: 147-1940 (597 amino acids)
Biological process (GO): sodium ion transmembrane transport
Cellular component (GO): membrane
Source: RefSeq, a predicted model, not a curated record
UAUUCGUCUGUUGCUGGAACGGUCGGUUAUGAUCUCAGUGCAAGUCCAAGUGUAACUAUGAUGACAGCAAAGUAAUUGGAAUUGCCUUUUAUAGUGUGUUUGAGAUUAAGUUGAGAACAUUUUGUGACAAAAUAAUAACUGCCAGCAUGGUCUAUGAGACAUCCUACGAAUGUGGGCGACAUCCCUUCAAACCGGACCUACUUCGAGGGAAAUGGGAGCAGCCGCAUGAUUUUGUGUUCGCCUGCCUUGGACUCGGCCUAAAACUGGAUGUGUUUUCAGCAUCGUAUUGGUAUUUCUAUGAUAUGGGGCUUUCUGGCAUUUUACCUUACUAUGUAUAUAUGGCUAUCUAUCUGGUGCCCCUUAUGGUCAUACAUACAUUUAUGGGUCAGUUUUCGAGCAGUGGUUUUAUCUCCGCCUUUCGUAUAUCACCAUUCUUCAAAGGUAUGGGCUAUGUCAGCUUAGCUCUGAGUUCAUCUGUGCUGACCUACUAUAGUCUCUUUGCUUCAAUACCAUUUCUUUUCGCUAUAAACUCAUUGAAGCCAACGUUACCUUGGAGCUGUGAAGGUAUAAAGGAUUGGCCCAAUCUUCCGAAUGAUACUGAAACAAUUUGUAAUAUAUCAACAUCGCAAGUGAAUGAAAGCGAUUAUGACAAUGAACUGUUUGAUAUGAAAAUGAUUCAUGUGCCGGCCAUGUUGUUCUUUAAGCAACAAUUUGAAAAAUUGGACAUGUACAUAGACAACGAUGUAGAAUACAACAUGUCAUUCCCCAUUGUUUGGGUCACAAUGCUGGUUUGGGGAUUAGUAUCGUUUAUAUUUUAUCAAUUCAAUGAAGCCCCAAAGUUUGGAAAGUGUCUGCGUUAUAUGGUUUCAAUCACCUUAGGCCUGUUGCUUGUGUGCUUUUUACGCUUCUUGUUUUUGCCCGGGGCCCUCUCUGGCAUCGAGCACUAUGUAAGACCUGAUUUUCAUGACUUCAUUCAAGGUGCCGCCUCCAUACCGGUUUUUGCGCUUCAAGCUUUCGGCGCGGGAUGGGGCAGCAUAAUGUCCCUCUCCAGUUUCAACAAAUUUAAGACGAAUAUAAUGAGCCAUAGUUGGUUUAUAGCAUUUGGACAGCUGUUCAUUUUCAUGCUCUUUGGAUUGGUAUCUUUUAUGCUUCUUCACUAUUUUAAAGAGAUUACGCCCGAAAAUAUCAAUAGAUAUAUGCAAAGUCAUUGGGUGCUAUUUAUUCCAAGUGCCAGUGUUUUAGCUUCAUUGGAAUGGGCUAAUAUGUGGACAUUUAUGUAUUACACCAUGCUUCUAAUGGCUUCCGUGAUAGUUAUAGUCACUCAAAUUUUUACCAUUCUAAACAGUCUGUUUGACGAGUUUGAGCAGCUUCGGCAGUAUAAGCAGGAGGUAACAUAUGGAUUUAUAAUUUCGCUGGCUCUUUGCUCACUUUACUUCUGCUCCAAUCAUGGCGUUCUGUACUUUACUGCUUUGUCCAUGGACUCGCUCCUCGUACAAGCCCUCCUGCACUUACUGCUUCUAUUGGUGGUCCUUUGGAUUUAUGGACGGGAGCGUUUUCAGCGUGACAUUAAGUUUAUGAUUGGCGAAACUUUUGCUUCCUGGAAAAUAAAUGUACUACGCUUUGUAGCUCCACUUUUUCUUCUAUUUACACUGUUAACCUGUGUAAUCGUCGCCUUUAUGGAACACUCCUUCUCCUCGAGUUCAAUCGGAUUUAUUAGCAUUGUUUUGGUGAUAACACCUUUAUUAUACAUACCCAGUUACGGAGUUUACAUUAUGUUUCGGAACACCGGCAGCUUUUGUAUGCGCUUUAAGCGCGCUUGUCGGGCUACUGACUGGUAUCCCUUGGAGAUGGAGGACCGCCAGAGAUAUGAGGAGGCAUUGGGAACUAACGAUUUAACACAUCAGUUGUAUGAAGUCACUGACGACAUGGUGUAUGUAUAGCUUAAAAAAAUUUUAAGUUGGUGUAAAUUAAUAAUAAGGGGGAAUAAAUUGAUUGAAAGUAAUAAGCAUAUGUUGUAAUAAAUAUACAUUGAAGAAUGAGAUUUUAAAAA